Apiotrichum porosum is the source of this 759-nucleotide messenger RNA. RefSeq lists its product as uncharacterized. The transcript has 6 exons. NCBI's taxonomy places the organism in Eukaryota, Fungi, Basidiomycota, Tremellomycetes, Trichosporonales, Trichosporonaceae. Bases 1 to 759 code for a protein of 252 amino acids. The record is from RefSeq and is a predicted model, not a curated record.
AUGUCCCGUGGAAACACUGCAGACGUGGAACUGCACAAGGUCAUCACGACCUUCAACGCACAGCAAGAUGUCCUUGUCGCUAUUGUAAAGGACCGCACCGACAUCAAGGGCAACGUCGGCGAACUGUACAUCCAGCAGUUUGACCCCAACGGCGCAUGGGUGCAGAUUGCAUACCACCCUCCACCAAACGAGAAGCGCGUCGAGCACAAGAUCCCCAUCGACCCCCCUCUUCAAUCCCCCUUCGAGGCUCAACUGAGGUUGACGAAGUGGAAGAUUGAGGCUUACAACAAGUUUAAGGUUCCCCUUAUCCCUCGAGUCUACUACUUCAAGCUGCCCAACAUCUUCCCCUUCGUGGCUCCUGCAGUCAUCAUGCUCGGCGCCCUGUUCUUUACUCUGUGGGGCACUGGCAGCCAUGCAGAUUGGCUCCGCGAGUGGGUGGCCACGAACAUCGGCUCCAAGUUUACUCUUUGGGCUGCAUACUUUGCUGCUGCCAUGCACCAGCACUUGGUCCUUGAGCCCGCAUACAUGCUCUACUUGACAGGCAAGUACGGCACCCCGCUUGUUCCGCGUCUCAAGUGGGUCCUCUGCAACAUGGUUGUCGGCUUUGGUGCCCUUGACGCUUUCUUCGAGUGUAUCAUGUACGAGCGUAUCCGCACGGUAUACCGCCAGACGGAUGUGGGAGACAUUGGAUCCAACGUCAAGGGCGUCGAGAACCCCUUCAUUGAGGCCAAGAAGCUGGCAUCGAAGAAGAAGGAGUAG